Messenger RNA from Rotaria sp. Silwood1, 627 nucleotides. The record is from the annotation of a GenBank genome assembly. Lineage: Eukaryota; Metazoa; Rotifera; Eurotatoria; Philodinida; Philodinidae.
AUGGAGGGUUCAUCUUCGAUUCAGAGCUGCGAUUCUCGGGAAAGUCCAUUGACGGCCAAUUAUAUUUUUAAAAUUGUCUUAAUAGGUGAUUCUGGUGUUGGUAAAUCGAGUUUAAUAUCGCGUUUUGUGCAAAAUGAAUUUUCAUUUGAAAGUCGAUCAACUAUUGGUGUUGAGUUUUUAACAAAACAAGUACAAAUUGAUGAUAAAAUAAUUAAAGUACAAAUAUGGGAUACGGCUGGUCAAGAACGAUUCAAAGCAAUUACAAAGCCUUACUAUCGUUAUGCAUUAGGUGCUCUACUCGUAUAUGACAUAAUGAGAGUAUCAACAUUUCAGCAUCUUGACGAAUGGUACAACGAAUUGACAUCCAAUGCCGAUAAUGACUGUUGUAUUAUACUGGUAGGAAAUAAAGUCGAUCAACAACAUAUUCGAGUUGUUUCAUCAAACGAUGCAAAAAAAUUUGCUGAUCAAAGAAAUAUGCAGUAUAUUGAAACGUCAGCUUUGGAUUCUACGAAUGUGGGACAGGUUUUCCAAAAUCUUAUUCUUGAUAUUUGUCAAAAUAGGACACCUCCAUCCUAUACAUUACGACGACCCGACCCACAACCUCCACAGCGAUGUUGUUUCUCAUGA